Molecule: messenger RNA, 6679 nt
Organism: Salvelinus fontinalis (brook trout)
Lineage: Eukaryota; Metazoa; Chordata; Actinopteri; Salmoniformes; Salmonidae
Product: dual specificity mitogen-activated protein kinase kinase 5-like
Exons: 17
Coding region: 193-1152 (319 amino acids)
Biological process (GO): protein phosphorylation; MAPK cascade
Molecular function (GO): MAP kinase kinase activity; ATP binding
Source: RefSeq, a predicted model, not a curated record
UCUCUCUUUCUCUCUAACAAAAGUCAAUUAACCCUCAGUUUGAACUGAGAGAAAGAGAGAGAGAGAGAGUGUGUUGAGUCAGUAAAUGGGUUCAUUAGAAGGCCUGUGUGCUUGCUGCCUGGCUGGCUGGCUGUUGGCCUUGCCAACUUAUUGUCUCUGUCUCCUUUUGGCCGCAGGUGAACACAAGGCCCAAUGACUGUUCCCCCCGCCGCCGUCGGCUCUAUGCCCAACAAUAGUUCCAGUCUAAAGAAGUCAUCCGCAGAGCUAAAGAAGAUUUUGACGAAUGGACAGAUCAAUGGCCAAGACAUACAAUACCAGGAGCAGCUUGGCCAUGGAAACGGAGGGACCGUGUACAAAGCGUUCCAUCUUCUCGGGAACAGAGUGUUGGCGGUGAAGGUCAUUCCUCUGGACAUCACAGUGGAGCUACAGAAACAGAUCAUGUCCGAGUUGGAGAUCCUCUACAAGUGUGAUUCCUCCUACAUCAUAACCUUCUACAGUGCCUUCUUUGUGGAGAACAGGAUCUCCAUAUGCACAGAGUACAUGGACGGUGGCUCUCUGGACGUAUACAGGAGGAUUCCAGAACAUGUGUUGGGUAGGAUCUCUGUGGCGGUAGUGAAAGGCCUAACCUAUCUAUGGAGCCUGAAGAUUCUUCACAGAGAUGUCAAGCCUUCCAACAUGCUGGUCAACACUAGAGGUCAAGUGAAGCUCUGUGACUUUGGAGUCAGCACGCAGUUGGUGAAUUCCAUCGCCAAGACGUAUGUGGGAACUAACGCCUACAUGGCACCAGAGAGGAUAUCUGGGGAGCAGUAUGGCAUCCAUUCAGACGUCUGGAGCGUGGGCAUCUCCUUCAUGGAGUUGGCACUGGGCGCUUUUCCCUAUCCACAGAUUCAGAAAAACCAAGGAUCUUUAAUGUUACUGCAAUGCAUCGUUGAUGAGGACCCUCCUGUUCUUCCUGUGGGUCAGUUCAGCCAGAACUUUGUCCACUUCAUCACACAGUGCAUGAAGAGACUCCCUAAAGAGAGACCUGCUCCCAACAACCUGAUGGACCAUGCCUUCAUCCUGCUCUACGAUGAUGGCAAUGCAGAGGUGGUGUCCAUGUGGGUGUGUCGCUGCCUAGAGGAGAGGAGAGCCCAGGCUCAGGGACAGAUGUGACCCCGUAAACACAGGAGACCACAGAGAAGUUAGGGGUCCAGGGUAUUAUGUAGGGCCAGGAUGAUACCGGUAUCUCUAUACUCGUUAAUAUCGUGGCAAAGAAACAAAACACAAAGCGCUUUUUAACUUCGUUAGGACACAGCCCUAAUGUUGAAAACAAACAUAUUUUCAUCCAGAGUCACAUUUAUUUAUUUUCUAUCUAUAGCUCACAAUAUUUUACAUACAGCAGGUGUUUAAAGGACUAACGAGUUUGGUCUGCUUUGUGUUUUCAUUUUUGCCAUAGAAACAAUAUUGCGAUACUUGUAUCGUCCCGGCCCUAAUAUCAUGCCCCAAUCUCUCUGGACUUUGACCAUUCGUGAACCCCAGGAGUGGACAGUAUAUAUCAAAGACACGGCUUCUAAAACGUAUUGAAGACGUCCAUGGUGUAAAGAGGGCGUCUGUACGUCCAACUUCAGUAAGCCAAGAGGAUACUGUAUCUUUACAACUGAACGUUAGUUGCAAGUGGAACUUUGUUAUCUGGGCCCUUAGCACGUUGACUGAUGUCUUGAUGGUGUAUCCUGGUGACUCUUACACUCCAAACCUGGCUCUGUGUUGACGCUGCUUUAUCAAUGAAUUUUCAAUUGAGUGGGACUUAUUCCGUGACUGUUUGCCUACUUAGUUAUUUCUAACUCAGAGAGACUUUAGACAGAAUGUCAGAGUAAGUGAUCAACGAUGAGAUGGGACUUGAAAACCCAAAUGCAAUAACAAAGAAGUGCUAUUUUCCAGGAUGACGCUCGGAUAACCUGUUACGCUUUAUUGUUGGCAGCUUUCUAGUGAAUGUCGAGGUGUGUAUGGCAGUAACCCAUGUGUGUGCCUAAUGUUUUUAUAAUGACGUUUCUUUGACAUUACUUUACCUCAUCGAGAUACACUAUAUAUACGAAAGUAUGUGGACACCACUUCAAAUUAGUGGAAUUGGCUAUUUCAGCCACACCCGUUGCAGACAGGUGUAGAAAAUCGAGCACAUAGCCAUGCAAUCUCCAUAGACAAACAAUGGCAAUAGAAUGGCCUUACAGAAAAGCUCAGUGAAUUUCAAUGUGGCACCGUCAUAGGAUGCCACCUUUCCAACAAGGCAGUUUGUCAUAUUUCUGCCCUGCUAAAGCUGCCCUGGUCAACUGUAAGUGCUGUUAUUGUGAAGUGGAAACGUCUAGGAGCAACAACGGCUCAGCAGCAAAGUGGUAGGCAACACAAGUUCACAAAAUGGGACCGCCAAGUGCUGAAGCGCGUAGUGUAAAAAUCGUCUGUCCUCGGUUGCAACGCCCUACCGAGUUCCAAACUGCCUCUGGAAGCAACGUCAGCACAAUAACUGUUUGUCGCAAGCUUCAUGAAAUUGGUUUCCAUGGCCAAGCUUCGGCUUGUGUAGUGUAAAGCUCGCCGCCAUUGGACUCUGGAGCAGUGGAAACGCGUUCUCUGGAGUGAUGAAUCACACUUCACCAUCUGGCAGUCCGACAGACAAAUCUGGGUUUGGCGGAUGCCAGGAGAACGCUACCUGCCCCAAUGCAUAUGGUCAACUGUAAAGUUUGGUAGAGGAAUAAUGGUCUGGGGCUGUUUUUCAUGGUUCGGACUAUGCACCUUAGUUCCAGUGAAGGGAAAUCUUAACGCUACAGAAUACAAUGACAUUCUAGACGAUUCUGUACUUCCAACUUUGUGGCAACAGUUUGGGGAAGGCCCUUUCCUGUUUCAACAUGACAAUGUCCCGUGCACAAAGCGAGGUCCAUACAGAAAUGGUUUGUCGAGAUCGUGUGGAAGAACUUGACUAGCCUGCACAAAGCCCUGACCUCAACCUCAUCGAACACCUUUGGGAUAAAUUGGAACGCCGACUGCGAGCCAGGCCUAAAUCGCCCAAUAGUCCCCACAGCAAUGUUCCAACAUCGAGUGGAAAGCCUUCGCAGAAGAGUGGAGGCUGUUGUUAUACCAGCACAAGGGGACCAACUCCAUAUUAAUGGCCAUGAUUUUGGAAUGAGAUGUUCGACAAGCAGGUGUCCACAUACUUUUGGUCGUGUAGUGUACAAUGGCCUCAGUGGUAGUAGUGAUACAGGGCGACCAUUUUGCUCACAUAUGUGUCUAAAUAUUUUGCUGUGUGAAAAUCAUCUAGAUAAUUGUUGCAAUGAUUGCUUCACUGUACCGCAGCCCCUAAGUGCCAUGGAGAAUACACUGAGCGCAGAUUCAUGACAGUCAUGCUUGCACCAUUACUACAAAGAAAAUGGCUUGUUACUUCAAAUAUUUUUUAUUGUGCUCUUAAAUUCCCUUGUGUGCUGCAAAAUGUUUCAACUUUGGUGCACAUGUGCUCCUUGUAAAACGUAAAGGUCAGCGUAGAGCCCUGUAGUAGUAGUAAUAAUAGUACUGGUAAUAAUAGUAGUAGUAGCAGUAACAGUAGUAGUAGCAGUAGCAGUAGUAGUAGUAGAAGCACUGCUUGGGGAUCCUAAACUUUAUCAGGCCGCAUUGUGGGGACUCUUCAACCACUCAGUGCCAUGGAGUUCUAUUCUUCCAAACCUGUUAAUGAUGCAACACAAACAAACUUCACAACAACCAAACAGCUUUGAGAAAAGUCUUAAAGUACUUUCCAUUUUGUAUUUAUGUUAAUUUGGAGACGAGCAUCGGAUUUUUGUUGAUGAUUCCAUUAACCCACCACCUGUAUAACCAUACUUAUAUUAUCCCUCAAACAUACUCCUUAACGUGGAACUGACAGCAUUUUAACUACUUUGCAGAUAUGAAACAAACAAUCAUAUCAGUAAAAAAUAUACAAUUCCCAGUUUAUGCUACAAAACCAACUUGUCAGAGGUUUUAAAAAUAGGUUAUAUUUGACAAGAAAAUCCAUGACGUACAGUAAGGCAUUGUUUUCAGAAUAAAUGGAAAUAGUUCAAUGCGUGAUUAAUAUAGUCGCCAUCAGGUUGUAAAUCACAGCUGGUCUGGUACACUGUUUGCUGUCUCCACCCAAUUCGGGAUGCUUGGUUUGUUUCAAUGACUCAAUAUUUUGGACAAAAACAGCUGGGAAUGUCAAUAUAUUCAAACUAGCAAGGGCAGUGAUCACAAGUCAGUCAUGAUGUGGCUAAUAGGCUAGCAUACCUAUUUAUUUAGCAAGGUAAAAACACAGAGCCAAACGUUAGCUAGCUAGCUUCUGGGAGGUAUUGGGUGGAUGUCAAGUCAUUGGGUGAGUGAGUGACCGACUUUUUCCCCUCCGUUUUUUGGUGGCUACAGCUAGAGAUGCAGGUGUCAUUUGGUUAGCUAGCAAGAAAUGUGAAUCGCUUUGCUAGCUAGCCAUGUUGAGCUAGCUAUGCUGACUGUUAUCCAGUUAGCAUAUAUCUUGCAUUCGUAAAUUCAUUCUGGCUAUCUACUCCGAUUUCAGAGCACUCUCGUCUGAGUGUGCCAGGGCGCAGAACAACUGAUGAAUUUACGAACGUGUAACACCAGCUGAAUAUGACCGUGUCAGUAAACGUAAGCAAAAAACGUAAUUCAAUUGUUGCCAGCAGCACAGUUAGUCACUAACUCUCUAGAUAACAUGAAAACAGCCUAACCAGCUUUGCUAGGGUGCGUAAAAUGGUCAGCGUGAGAUGUUCUCUCAUUUGUGUCGAAGUAGAGAUAGCUUGGGUGCUUGACUGCGGUAGAGGAACGCUGGGAUCAACCCUCCUCCUCGGCCGGAGCACUUACGCUCGAAUUUACAGACAAUCUGACAACGCUCCAAAUGCAUGAAUGCCGAGUGCACUAACACACGGGAAGCAAUUUACAAACGCACCCUUAGUUGUCAAUCAAAUGUAUUUGGCAUCGAUCAAAUGGAAAGGCAGGCAAAUUCCCAUUCAGUUGUCAAAACCUGGGUUGGGACAAGGAUGCAGGCAGGCUGCAGAACAGUGUGCAGGCUACUAUUCCCUUUUGUUUAUCAGUGCAAUUAUGACUGCCAACUAGCUGAAAUCAUUUGAGAGGGUUUAUCUAAUGUUCCCUCAUUAGAUUUUAGCUCAUCUCGCUCUGGCUAGCAUUAGUUGUUGAUCUUGUUGAUGUGUAUAACUGAGGAAGAGAGACUACCUUUUCAUGGUUGUUUGAUCAAUGACUGUAAAGUUACCAAAUGUAAGAAGGCUCCUGUGGUAUUUACAUACAUUUAUUUGCAGAAAUAAAUGCAGGUGUAUUUUGUGGCUUUUGGCGAAUGCGUUCUAAUGAGCUAAAGUCGCGCUGUUGCUACUGCCUGUAAACACACACACACAGUCCAGUUCAAAGUAAAGGAUGGCAGGGCCCUGUGACAAAUUGCUUAUUUGCAUAAAGGCCUACUGUAGCUCUGAUUGGCGCACCAGUCUGUGUAGACGCCGGUCCUGGACGAGACAGACGUUUUUAAUAGGUUUUAUUUACUGCAGUGUCUACUCAUUGUCCAAACACAGACACUUUCCCAUUUUAUAUUGCUAUAGAAUUUUCACAAAUGCCUUACUCUACGUCAUUCUAUACAAAUGUAAAAAUUACCAUAUCUAAGUGCUCGCUUGCCAGAAAAGGUAAAUUUUUUAAAAAAAAAUAGAUAUAAAAAUUGUGUAAUUGUUCCUGGGGGUGUAUAUGGACAGGACUUUAAUAAGAUUGCAAGUUGUUAAAAUGCUGUCAGCUCCACUUUAAUGCCUAGGUUGCUUGGUGCAGACGGUAUUGCAUUUUCUUAAUGAAUAUUUCAAUAGAGAAACCUGGACCAGUUGUGUGUGUGUGUGUGUGAGGGGAUUAUAUUUAAAGAGAAAUCAGUUAAAGGAGUCAUUCACAGUUCAGAACAAUCAGCUUUUACUCCUGUUUUAUUUUACAUGCUACACUGGAAAUAUUAGCUUCACUUUGUUCUCCAAAUUAUUCCUGGCAAUGAGAGGUUUGGCAGCACUCUCCAGUGCUUUAAUAGAUGGUUCUGUAGUAAGCGUCUCACAGAAGGAGUGCUGAUUUAAAACCCGUUUUGCCUUUUAGAUCCCAACGGUAAGAUUACAUGGACUGGGAGGGGGGGGGGACCUGAUCCUAGAUCAGCACUCCUACUCUGAGACCCUUGACACAUACGGACAAAAAAGCUAUCUGGUAUGCAGAGACUCUGUUAGACAAUGUAGUGACAACCUUUCAUACAGUUGUCUCAGACUUUGCCGUAAUGUGAUUUAAGUGGCCUUCUGUGAACACCCAGUCUGAGUAUGCCAGUUGAAAUGGUUUAAUGUGUUGUUGUGCAAUGUGAUAUGUAAAUUCACCAUUCAUUCAUUUGAUCAGGGGAAGAGAGUGCAAUAAUAUAACCGCGUCAACAAUAACAAAAAGUUAAUGUCCUUGUAUUUCUACGACCAAUAAUGUAUUCUCUCUUCGCUGAAAGAUUGCCCAGUGUUUUUUGCAAUAACCAUGAGCGUUUUUAAAAUAUAAGCUGUACCCAGUCACCCAUGACCAUGAAAAGUAUUCUAUGUCAAAACUAGCUGUAGCAAAUUGGAUGCCUUUUGAGUUUGAAUUGGUUCGUGAACUGGAUUAAUUGAUGAAUGAGACAUGGAUUAAAGUGAUUCACUUUUGAUAAUAACAA